GCGUACCUUACCCGAUGGAAGUCAAUUUAUAUUCCUCCACUAAAAAAUUAUACUGUAUAGAUAGAUCAAUUCUUUUUAUUAAUAUGAUUAUAUGUCGAAUCUCUUAACUUAUUGAUAUAUUUAUUUCUUUAUAUUCGACACCUCAAUAAAAAUAGUUAAAUUUAAAUUUUGACCUCGCCUCAAACUUCCAAACAGCUCCUUCAACUCUUCAUUCAGCAAAUAUGCCUUGUUUUCUGGGUCAAUCCUAAUUUUCUUUUACAGGGAUCAAUUUGCUUUAAAUUUUUUAGUCCCUCUCAAAGUUUUGCUUUGACAACUGUUUUAUUGAACUCCUAGAACUUUAUUGUUAAAUGUGGUUUGUGCUUUCUCUUUGGUAAUAUCCAAUUUCCAACUAAGGACCAACCCUCCUGUUUGGGCUGUGCAUAUUGAACUGCAAGAAAAUAUGGGUGCUGAAAAUCAAAGCUUGAAUAGAGAUUUUGGAGAAAAGGGUGUUGAAAAGAUCUCUGUUUCUGAUCAUAUUAAUGGAUUAAAGUGCGCAAGCACAAAAUCAGAGAGCUUUGUUGUGAAUAUGGAAAGCAUAUCUCAUCUUGUGGAGAAAGAAAUCAGUGGAAAUUCAAGAAUUACUAGAAACUUGUCAAGAAAGGGUUCAUUGCGAGGCGGCGAGAAAAGAACAAACUUUAACGCUAUGAAUGAGAAAGACACUAACCUAAUGGUGGCGACUUCACCAAGAGCAUCUUUGCUAGCAGCUAACACUCCUGAAAAGACGAUGGCAGUAACGGUGGGGACAGCCGAUCAUCGGACACCAGACAUACAUAAUCAGAUCACAGCAGCGGCCGCCACACCGCUGGUGGCGGCCGCCAACAGUGUUACUGCCACCGAGAGCAAAGUUGGUGGCAGAAGAUUCAGUUUAAGACGAUCUUCUUCCCCUUCUUGGACCAUUGAUCCUAGGAGGAUACUAAUUUUCUUUGCUACCUUGUCAAGUAUCGGAACAAUACUAUUGAUCUAUUUCACUCUAUCCAUGACCAAAGUUACUGGAGAAGACAAAGCUUCUUAUUGAUCUAUUUCAUACUAUCCAUUGCCAGGCAAAAUGGAGAAGACAACGUUUUCGUUAACAGAAGAGAUGUGAGGAACUGUUUGUUCUCUUAAAUAACAAAGUGAUAAAGAGGUCAACCAACUACUUGUGUAAAUUCCAACUCAGAAGUCUGAUAUAGAAGCAGAAGAGAUAUUGAGCAUCACUAGUUUUUGAAUAACAAAAAGGAGUUACAUGAAUGGAGCCAAAAGAGAUGCUAAAAUUACAGCUUGGCCUAACAUUUGAAAUAAUUCAAAGAUAUAACUUCAAUCAGCUGCCUCUUGUUGUAUGACUUUUACGAGAAGAAAAUAGUAGACACAACAUGAAAAACAUGCGAAAUAUUCAGAUAAAGAGUGGCAGGGUUUGGAACACAUGUACAUCUUUUUCUUCUUCUUUUUUUUAUUUUUUAUUUCGAGUUGUUUAUAUGUGUUUUUGGUUUGAUAUAUUAUUAUACAGAUGUUUUUUGAGAACCAGGAGUAAUAUAUUGCGAUCCCAUGCUAUUUUCUUUU
Nicotiana attenuata is the source of this 1575-nucleotide messenger RNA. RefSeq lists its product as uncharacterized. Lineage: Eukaryota; Viridiplantae; Streptophyta; Magnoliopsida; Solanales; Solanaceae. The transcript has 4 exons. The record is from RefSeq and is a predicted model, not a curated record. The coding region runs from base 440 to 1054 and encodes 204 amino acids.